Symbiodinium sp. CCMP2456 is the source of this 942-nucleotide messenger RNA. The record is from the annotation of a GenBank genome assembly. Lineage: Eukaryota; Dinophyceae; Suessiales; Symbiodiniaceae.
AUGGCAAACAUCACAGUUCCGGACACGGAACCGCCAAUGCUGCCCACAGCAGAUUCGUCAGACUUCAAAGAGGGUGAGAGGCAGGCACAGAUCAACGAGCAGGAGCGUGAGACUGUCCAGGAUCUGCUUGCAGAUUUGCUCGCCCUGCAUGGCAAGCUGGUCGAAUCGCUCAGUUUCGAAGCUGUCCUUGCAGAUCAACGGGCCUCGCCAGGGAAGAUAUCUACCUCAAGUUCCGCUGCGACGAAGUCUCCCCCCAAGACCUCUGCGAGAACACGCUCGGAAAGGUCAGCAUUUUCGCCAGGAGCCGAGGAGCGUGUGGACAGCCGGUUGAGCCGCAGUGUGCGAGAUACCCUGAGUUGCAGCCAAGAGCAACAAGACGCUGCGUUUGCCGCGGAUGAGGAGGUCCUACGCUAUCCGCUGCAACCACAACUGGUCGCUCUCGCGAACAGGUCGAUGAAAGCUGUGAAGACCUGGAGCAGAAGUAAAACCAGGAGGAUGCCAUCAUCGCCAACAGCGGUGCGGGUCAUUGAGGAGCGCGCAUCACGAUGGAUUUUGUAUCCCUCCUCUAGGUUUCGCUUGUGCUGGGAUGCCCUCACGCUCCUCAUCCUGUUGCAGGACAUGCUUCUGAGCCCGCUCCAUGUGUUUGACGGGGAAGAUGACCAGAGAGGCAUGCAAAACUCUUGGAUUGUGGUCAGUGCUGCUUUCUGGUCACUGGACGUGGUGCUAUCUUUCUUCACGGCCGUGUAUGUUGAUGGCAGGUUGGUGCAGGAUGGCGUCGGCAUUGCGAAGGCCUACAUGAUGUCGUGGAUGCCUUUUGACCUCUGCAUCCUCGUCCCAGAGCCCCGCCUCGAGACAACCAGCAGUCCCCUUUUCGUUGCCCUGUGGGUCGCUCCUUCUGAGGACACGGAAGAGCCUGCGGAAAUGCCGAACAUACCCCCCUGA